This is a messenger RNA of Helianthus annuus (common sunflower), 2542 nucleotides long. Its product is annotated as WPP domain-interacting tail-anchored protein 2-like. Bases 336 to 2366 code for a protein of 676 amino acids. NCBI's taxonomy places the organism in Eukaryota, Viridiplantae, Streptophyta, Magnoliopsida, Asterales, Asteraceae. The transcript has 6 exons. The record is from RefSeq and is a predicted model, not a curated record.
AUCUAACAAGUUGACCAAUUUUUAUUUUUAGUCUUCAAACCAUUCACGAAUUCUUAUAGCGCACGUUAGCAAAAUUUCCUAAUUAUACGCCGCAGAUCCCUUUUGCAGAAUUAAAGGUACACAGCAACAACCAUGUUGAUUUGAUUGGGACUCGUGAUUUCACAAUCUUUUUUUCGGAAUUCGACCCGACCCGACUGCAAUUUCUGAAUUCCGCAGCUGAAAGGAUGCUUGAUCUUAGAUAUACUGAUUUGACUUCAAAGGUCAAAGUGUAGUUUAUAUUGCUCUAACUUCAUUCAUAAUCGAUAAAUGGGUUACUAGUGAAAACUAUAUACAAAAUGGAGUCUGUUUCAACAUGUAACAAUAAUGUGAUAAAUCCGGAGCUAGUACGGUUUCACGAGGGUAUAACUUCUGAUUCCAAGGACAUAGGAGAAAUAGGAGUCUCCAUGGAGAUAUUGACCAAAGUUGACCUCGAGUUAGCAUACGCAUCAGAGAAGUUACUAAAUUUAGAAAAUCUGUUAUUGUAUGUUUUGUCAUGGGAAAAUGACUUUGAAGCAAUGUCUGCUGAUGACGUGUCAGAAGAGUUCGUUGCAAAGUCGUUGCAAAUCGAUCUCUUAUUUAGUUUCUUGGACUCUGAGGUCAAAGAACUCGACGGGUCAAUGGAUUCCAUUCGGGUUGACCUCGUUGAUGCCCAUCAAAGAUUGUCUUCAUGUAGACAUCUCGGAGAAUUGUGUUCGGUUGUUGAAGGGAAGUUGCAUGACUCUGAAGAUUCGUUGAAGAAAUCGCAAGAACAUGUUCUCGAGAUGAAAAUAAAGUUGGCUAAACUUCGAAUGACAUCAUUAGCUUUUAACCACAAUGAAUUUUUAACAGAAGAUUUUCAAGUUUCAAACAUGGAAGUAAAGCCGAGGCUACAAACGGUCAAUAAAGUACACGUUCUUAGAAUGCUGGAGAAAUCUUUAUCGAGAGAGCUUGAUCUCGAGAAGAAACUGACAGAAUCGAAACAAGAUGAAGAAGAUUUACGACUAAAAUUAAGGUUAACCGAACAAGUAGCAUUCAUCAUGGAAGAAGCAGCAGAGGUUGUUUGGGGUCGGUUUUUAGAAGCGGAAAACACUUCCGUUGUUCUAAUGGGUGUUUCAAGAGACCUCAUAGCUCAACAUAAACUCGUUCAGUUCAAUCUCAACGGUUUUAACCAAAGAGAAAACGAGUUUAGAUCAAAACUCGAAAACUGCAUCAAGUUGUUGAAUUCGAAAGACGCUUCUAUCGAAAAACUCAAUAGCCGAAUCACACAGCUUGUUGCAGAUAAUCUCGAAGUGUCGGUUUUGCGGGAAAAGGUCAAAUCACUGGAAGAAAAAGUCAACGAAUCGGAAUCUAACUUAAAGAAGGCUAACGAAUCAAACGAAUUGUUUCAAGAUCGCCUUAGAGAAAUGGAAAACGUAAUCGAAUCGUUAAAAGACGAUGUUUACACAGCGGAAGACAGAGCGGAAACAGCCGAGUUGAAGGUAGCGGAAUUAACGGACUCGAACAACGAGUUAAGCGAAGAAUUAAUGUUUCUUAAAAGUAGCCAUGAAAGCAGUUCGAAGAAGAUGACAUUACUUGAGAAACAAUCAAGAGAAUUAGAGAUUCAAGCUCGGAAUGCAAAGGCAUCGUCGGAAGCGGGUCAAGAACAACAGAACAUGUUGUACACUGCGAUAUGGGAUAUGGAGACGUUAAUAGAUGAAUUGAAGCAAAAGGUUUCGACAGCGGAAAUGAAGGCUAAAAACGCUGAAGAACAGUGUUUGUCGUUGACUGAUAAUAACUCGGAGUUGACCAAAGAGGUUGAGUUUCUGAGAGCUGAAGUUGAAUCCCUUGAAACCUCUUUGAGUAAUGCUAACCGUGAAAAAAUGGCUAGUACGAAAGAUAUUAGUGCUAAGACUAAGCUUAUUAUGGAUACCGUCUUGCAACUUGCCAAAGAACGCGAACGCAUAACAAAACAGUUGCAUACUCAAAGUGAGGAGAAACGGAUAUUGAUGGAAACACUAAAAAAGUUCAACAUGGACGUAUACACAAAUACGCAUCCGAAAGGCGGUAUUCAAGAGAAAAACACCACAUUUUCCGGUCAAGACGCAACAUUAAACGAGAAGUCAGCAGCAGAAUUCUCAAAGCAGGAUGAAGAAAUACAAGCUUUGAAUGAUGCUUCUAUACACGACCCUGAACCAGAGUCAUCCAUAACUGAUUCGGACCCGAAUAUGGAUGAUGCAGAACUGGAAGAACCGCAAUCUAGAAGUAAAAGAAUGCUUGUGUUUAGAGCUAUCUUCGUGUUAACGAUCUCGGUGUUGGCAGCAUUCUUUAUCAACUGCAAACCAGACAGUUUUGAUGCUAAUGUAGGUUGAGAUUGAGGUUCUUUUACCACAAGAAACAUUUGAUUUUGCAUGUUUUUUAUUUGUGUAUAAGUUGAUCAUUGGUUUUUUGACUGUGUAGUUGACUGAACAUUUUGUACAUGAGGUUUGCUUUGUUAGAUGAUGUAACCAGUUUAUUUAUAAUGAUGUAAAAGGUUUUUGUGAAAUGA